GUGGAGCUAGGCCCCCGUCGCUGACCAGUGUGUUUUUAUCUGCGGACUUCGUCUCUUGAUCGAUCGUCUGCCUGGCACAGAUAAUGUGAGAUUCUAUCCGGCGAAGGGAGUUAUGGGUGAAUUUGAAGGAUCAAUGGAGCACGAGAAGGACAAGCCAGCGGAGGUGGAUGAGGUGGCAGAGAAAUCUAGCAAGACGCGGAGGAAGCCUAUGACGGUCCGCGACGAAAGUUUGGAUAAGCUCGAGGAAGCGCACAAUCAAAUCCACCCUCCGCCCGAGGAACUGGCGAAGAAAGUCGGCGGAUUGGACAAGGAAGGGCGCGCGGAAGGCGUGAUGGGAGAAUAUCAGCCAUAGGAUUAAAAAAAAGACUGAAGGGACGACACAGUGAUUAGUCGUAGUAGUAGUAGUAGACACAAUGUUGUCGUGGCCGCAACAUGAGAAGGUGGCCAGCUCUUUGACGACGGUAUCGAUCGUCGUAGUUGUUGUUGCUGUAGGAGUCGACCGAGCAAGCCUCGAGUAGACACACAGGACUUGUUAACAGAAUGUCAUGGCCUCGAGCAGGGCUGGUACUUUCUUCGAACUUUUGCCUGGUGUUUACUAUAUAUGUUGAUAUGCAGUAGUUUUUUUUUUUUUUUUUUUUUUUUUUUCAAGAAUAGCCGUUGUGUAAAACCCUCUAUCCCGGCAGUGGUAAGAGAACAGUCAGGAUCGAGGGUUUCUCGGUCAGGCUGCUCGCAUCUAUUGGUGGGGAGCGGCAUCUGCACUAGUUGGUGUUGUAGUAGGACUUGUUAACAGAAUGUUAUGGCCGCGAGCAGGACUGGUAUUUUCGCCGAACUUUCACCGAAUUUUCACCAUGUUGAGAAUACUUGAUAUGCACUAGCUAAGUGCAUAUGCUGAAAGUUCCCGACCAAAUGUAGCAGCGGCAUGAAAAUGACAUAUGUAUUAUUACCUGAGAAGAUGCCCCCCAUUAAACU
Molecule: messenger RNA, 969 nt
Organism: Chara braunii
Lineage: Eukaryota; Viridiplantae; Streptophyta; Charophyceae; Charales; Characeae
Source: the annotation of a GenBank genome assembly